Indicator indicator is the source of this 1203-nucleotide messenger RNA. It is a transcript of the gene ARPC3, whose product is annotated as actin related protein 2/3 complex subunit 3. Bases 1 to 789 code for a protein of 262 amino acids. Gene Ontology annotation, molecular function: actin filament binding. Gene Ontology annotation, cellular component: Arp2/3 protein complex; cytoskeleton. Lineage: Eukaryota; Metazoa; Chordata; Aves; Piciformes; Indicatoridae. Gene Ontology annotation, biological process: Arp2/3 complex-mediated actin nucleation; regulation of actin filament polymerization. The transcript is spliced from 7 exons. The record is from RefSeq and is a predicted model, not a curated record.
AUGGAGGGGGGAAAAAAAAGGCAAACAAGUCCCCGCCUAAGCGUGCACCGACCCCGCGCUGGCAGGGCUCUCCCUGGCAGGAGCGCAGCCUGCGGGGCGGUGCACGUUGCAGGCCGCGGCUCCGGCUUCCCCUGCUCGCACCGCCUCUACUGCCUCAUUUCCGCAGCGCAGGCAGAGCAGGAAGGGUUUGCUGCCUCCUCCUCUGCUCUUUUGCUGCUCUUGUCCCCACCGAACUGCGUCCUGCCCUUCGAGAUGCCGGCUUACCACUCAACUUUAAUGGACUCAGACACCAAGCUAAUUGGCAACAUGGCACUGUUACCCAUCAGAAGCCAGUUCAAAGGCCCAGCACCUCGGGAAACUAAGGACACAGAUAUUAUAGAUGAAGCCAUCUACUACUUCAAAGCUAAUGUCUUCUUCAAAAAUUAUGAAAUUAAGAAUGAGGCUGACAGAACACUGAUCUACGUAACCCUCUACAUUUCUGAGUGCUUGAAAAAGCUGCAAAAGUGCAACUCCAAAGGCCAAGGAGAGAAAGAAAUGUACACACUAGGAAUCACUAACUUCCCAAUUCCUGGGGAGCCUGGCUUUCCACUUAAUGCCAUUUACACCAAGCCUGCCAACAAACAGGAGGAAGAGGUGAUGAGGGCCUACUUGCAGCAGCUGAGGCAAGAAACUGGUCUUCGCCUUUGUGAAAAAGUCUUUGAUCCUCAAAGUGACAAGCCCAGUAAGUGGUGGAUCUGCUUUGUGAAGAGACAGUUCAUGAACAAGAGUCUGUCAGGUCCUGGACAAUGAAGAGGCAAAGUAGCAACAACAUUAAGCAUUUCCACAGCAAUGUGUUUUAAGUAUUUUGCCUUUGUUUUGGAUACAUUUUGUACCAAGGAAGAAUUAAGUGCUUAUAAAAAAAAAAAAAACCACCACCAAAACCCAGAAACCAGUCAAUGAGGGAUAGAGGGAGGGAGAGCAAAAAGAUCAUUUGUGUAAGCAAAUAUUGUUAAGCUGGUGCUUAAUAAGUGAUUUCUAACAUGUUGUUUCAGAUGCAAGCUGCUUUAUUAUCAGUGGGGACAGCUAGCAUUUAAAACAGGGCUUGUAUUUAAGAGAAGAAAUGGGCUUGCCUGUGGGGCAGGGGGAGCUGUGUAAUUGCUCUACUGGCUAGAGUCUUGGUAUUGUAUGUCCACAGAAAACAUACUUCCCACGCUGUGUUGUUGA